AAACCCGUUUUUCCAAACUCAUGUCUUCUGAACCGAACACUUUUGAGUUUUUGAGAAAGAAGAGAAAAAAACAACACAUUCAGUGAUCAUGGCCACGAUCAAGAUCGUUAAAGCUCGUCAGAUCUUUGACAGCCGUGGAAAUCCCACCGUUGAAGUAGAUGUUAUACUCAGUGAUGGAACAUUGGCUAGAGCGGCUGUGCCCAGUGGUGCCUCCACAGGUAUAUAUGAGGCCCUGGAAUUGAGGGAUGGAGGAUCAGAUUACCUUGGCAAAGGUGUCCUUAAGGCUGUGGAGAACGUGAAUUCCAUAAUCGGGCCUGCUUUAAUCGGCAAGGACCCAACAGAACAGACCAAGAUUGAUAAUUAUAUGGUUCAACAGCUUGAUGGAACUGUCAAUGAAUGGGGUUGGUGCAAACAAAAGCUUGGAGCAAAUGCCAUACUGGCUGUAUCCCUUGCUGUGUGUAAAGCUGGUGCCUCAGUUAAGAAGAUUCCUCUGUACCGGCACAUUGCCAACCUUGCUGGAAAUAAGACCUUGGUGCUUCCUGUGCCAGCUUUCAAUGUCAUUAAUGGAGGCUCUCAUGCUGGUAAUAAGCUGGCAAUGCAGGAAUUCAUGAUUCUCCCUGUUGGGGCAUCUUCUUUCAAAGAAGCUAUGAAGAUGGGUGUAGAAGUCUAUCACCACUUGAAGAGUGUAAUUAAGAAGAAGUACGGACAAGAUGCCACAAAUGUUGGUGAUGAAGGUGGAUUUGCUCCAAAUAUUCAGGAAAACAAAGAGGGCCUUGAACUGUUGAAAACAGCCAUAGCUAAAGCUGGAUACACUGGAAAGGUUGUAAUUGGGAUGGACGUAGCUGCUUCGGAAUUCUAUGAUAGCAAUGAUAAGACAUAUGACUUGAAUUUCAAGGAAGAGAAUAAUGACGGAUCCCAGAAAAUAUCAGGAGACAGUUUGAAGAAUGUCUACAAGUCCUUUGUGACUGAUUAUCCUAUUGUGUCCAUUGAAGAUCCCUUUGAUCAAGAUGAUUGGGAGCAUUAUGCAAAGAUGACUUCUGAAAUCGGUGAGCAAGUGCAGAUUGUUGGUGAUGACCUCCUUGUCACUAAUCCAAAGCGUGUAGAGAAAGCCAUAAGGGAGAAGUCUUGCAAUGCCCUUUUACUAAAGGUGAAUCAAAUUGGUUCAGUUACUGAAAGCAUUGAGGCUGUGAGAAUGUCUAAAUGUGCUGGAUGGGGUGUUAUGGCAAGUCACCGAAGUGGUGAAACCGAGGACACUUUCAUUGCAGACCUUUCGGUUGGAUUGGCAACUGGCCAGAUCAAGACCGGUGCUCCUUGCAGGUCAGAACGCCUGGCUAAAUACAACCAGCUUCUUAGGAUUGAAGAAGAGCUAGGACCUGCUGCAAUUUAUGCUGGAUCAAAAUUCAGAGCACCCGUUGAACCAUACUAAUUUCAACGAGAGUAACAUUAUUCUACAUCGCCAAAUGCAAUUUUCAUGAUCAAACGUUCUUAGAAGAUCUGAAUAAUGGACAGUUGAAAACUAGUUAAUGAGUGUACUCAAAUACCUGGAUAAUAAUCGGAGUUUUUGUUUUACUUAUAAAUAUAUAUCUAUUAGUUCAUAAAAAAAAAACUGAGGCUGGCAAAGUUGUUGGCCCAAUUUAUAUGUUGGGUUGGGAGUGUGAAUUUUGUAAUAGAGAACUAGAACUAAAGUA
This is a messenger RNA of Humulus lupulus (European hop), 1688 nucleotides long. RefSeq names its product enolase. Gene Ontology annotation, molecular function: phosphopyruvate hydratase activity; magnesium ion binding. The coding region runs from base 89 to 1426 and encodes 445 amino acids. The record is from RefSeq and is a predicted model, not a curated record. NCBI's taxonomy places the organism in Eukaryota, Viridiplantae, Streptophyta, Magnoliopsida, Rosales, Cannabaceae. Gene Ontology annotation, biological process: glycolytic process. Gene Ontology annotation, cellular component: phosphopyruvate hydratase complex. The transcript has 17 exons.